Molecule: messenger RNA, 2603 nt
Organism: Clupea harengus (Atlantic herring)
Lineage: Eukaryota; Metazoa; Chordata; Actinopteri; Clupeiformes; Clupeidae
Biological process (GO): regulation of transcription by RNA polymerase II
Cellular component (GO): nucleus
Molecular function (GO): DNA-binding transcription factor activity, RNA polymerase II-specific
Source: RefSeq, a predicted model, not a curated record
UUAGUUGUGCUUUUACCUCCGACCAGGAAGAAAUAAUAAUAAAAAAAACAUUCCAGCAAUAACAGUGUCAGGCUGAUUUUCCCGAAUGCAUAUGCCGCACACAAUGAUUACGGCGUCUAACCCACACUUCAGGGGUAAAAUUUCUUCUCUAUUAGAGGACUUGUUGGCAGCUGCAGUGACAGAGAUCUGCGAGCUAUUUGAUAAUGAAUUUGCUAGUUUACGUGCUGAAUGCCGAAGAUGCAAGCACUCAAAGGAAGUCGAAAGGAGAACACAGUCAACACCACAUCGUAACAGUUCUUCUAAGAAUGUCCAGCGGUUCACUACCAAAGACAAGGAUCCACCGAGAGGUAUCAGUCGAGGACAAGUUGAACGGGAUACAAAUGGAGACAUGGGAACUCAUUACACCAUACCUCAGUGCAGCCAGAGGGACAUCAGCGCUAGCAACGAAGAAUCCGAACAUGCCAGUCAAGAUAUGGGUACAAAGAUGGAAUUGGUGUCUGUGAAACAGGAAGUUCUUGAAGAGUUUGAACUUCAGAGAGAAGAGCAGGAUGAACAAGAAGAAAUGACUAGUUCAGAUCUUGCCCUGCCUGAUCCUAAUCUGGAUUUGAGCACAUCGCUGUCCCCCCAUACAGGACUAGAAUGGGCCCCUCCUGAAACAUUUAUCCAUUCAGACACCAACUGUGACCCUAAGAUUGAGUCAGAGAACGGCCAUUCCAGUUCUACAAACAGGGACGAAGGAAGUGAAAACAGCGGACAUGACAGUGUAGACUAUUACCACGAACAGCAGAGCACGUGGAACAGUGACAUGGCAGCUGGUAUAUAUCAUGCACCCCAUCCAAAUCCCAUGCAACACAGAGACUGUAGUAGAGAUGGACACGAAGAGGUACAGAGAGAGGAAGUGGAGCUUGGGAAUGCACACUUCACACACUGGACAGCGUCUCCACUAAGGAGUCAGUCAUAUCUGCACAAGCAGUGGUCAAGACACAGAAAACCACCCGGGUCUGUGAGUGUCUUCAAUAUGAAUCUCUCAGGCGCUGUAUCCUUAGACAUGAGGGCAGAGGGUUCUGGGAAUCAACUGAACAUGCCCUUCACAGCAGACCAGGAAAAGAGAUUCACCUGCCUGUUAUGUGGGAAGAGACUCCUGUCCGAGCAGACCCUGAAAUCUCACCAGAAGAUUCACACGGGAUAUGCACCACAUCAGUGCAACCAGUGCGGCAAGAGGUUUUCUCGACUCGAGAACCUCAAGGUGCACCAGAACAUACACACAGGACUCAAACCAUACACCUGCAAAUUCUGUCUGAAGAAUUUCAACGCUCCAAGCAACUUCAACCGACAUAAACGUGCUUGUCUGAAGAGAAAGCUAGCCCAAUUCAGUUUGUAGUAGUCGGAACUUGUUUACGUUGGUGUUAGGCUCAGGUGAAAUGUGUUGUAACGUGUCUUUGUGUGGUGUGAAGUUCAGGUGUAGAGACAGAAUAAUGUUGUAGAUUUGAACACUCAUUACUUAGUUACAUAUGAAACAUUUAUUUAGCAAACCAUUUUAUCCACUCUAGCAACAGUGAACAUAAACAUAGCUUAGUCAAAUGUGUCCGGCCUUAACAGGGACGUUCUUAGGGCAUUCCUUCACCUUCAUGACUGACCCAGUUACCAGACAAGUGGGUCUCUCCGUGUGGCUCACCUAGGAAAUUAUUCCAUACUUGAGUAAGGCCUUCUUUACUCUCUUAUACUUUUCUUGACUUGCAAUGUCACUGAUUGGAUGUUGGAAGAAGAAAUGUGUUACAUAUUAAUCAGAUAACCUUUUGAUGUGGUAAUGUGGUAACACUUGAUCCUUGUUGUUGGGUGGUGGUGGUCAUAUUAGGUAAAAGUAACUCAAUUUGUAUGCUAAAGGUAUUGUGCAUGUUCCUUCAAAAGUGGACACAUAGUCAUGGUGUACUUCCAUUAAGCUGCAGCUGUGCAUAAUUAGGAGGCAAAUAUCUAGAUGCUAUGAUGGAUUUUCUACCUUAAUAAAUCAUACUGACAGCUUCUUAUACAUUCCUUUAAGAGGAUGUACAUCAAGGCACAAUUAUAAACAGUGGCCAUAUUGUCCUCAUGAAAUACAGGAUCAUCAUCACAGCAAUCGUCUUACUACGCCUGAUUGUCCGGUUUUGUUAUCUUCUCAACUGAUGAAUUGUGAUAAAUUAUGUGACGUGUAUACUCAACAUUGCUGCAGUUAGUCUUUAAAAGAGAAGAUGUCCUGUGUUACUGGACUUCCAAAAAUGUGUCUUUCAUUUUGUCAUUAUCUUUUAAUCUGUUAGUCAUCUUUGUCUUUAAAGUGUUUUAUUUUUUGUCAAAAACUAAAUAUCAAAUAUGUAUUAGGUAAGGGCUGAGAAGUUUAUCAAGUGUUAAUUUCAUUUAUAUGGGUUCAAUUGUGUUUUUUAAAGUUAUUUAGGGUUUUGUUGUUCCAAAAACGUCCCGUAGAGGGCAUUACUGAACCCUUCAUCAUGGUGGCUGUAGAGGUGACUGCAUGUGAUUUUCCUAGAGGUGGCAGGGCAAAUUUAUGUUGAUGAUAUUCCUAUGAAGACUCUGUAUUUGUGAAAUGAUUAUAAAUAGACAGGUACUCUUAUUUA